CAGCGGCAGCAGUAGUAGCAUCGGCAUAACAGGCGCGCAGCACCACCAGCAAACAUGAAGCUCCUGAUCGUCCUGAGUGCCUUGGUGGCAGUGGCUCUGGCCACGCCCGGCUACCUGGGGGCGGGCGCCUACCUGGGGGCGGCGGGCGUCGCCCCCGUCAUCGGCUCGGCGCCGGGCCUCGUCGCCCCACAGCCGCCGGCCCCCGUGGUGGUGGGCGGCCUGGCAGCCUAUGGCCCCGCCAACAUCGUGCUGGGACCGGAGGGCGUGCCCCUGGACACGCCUGCGGUGGCCGCCGCCAGAGUGCAGCACCUGUCCGCGCGUCUCGCCGUGCAGUCUCGCGGGUCGGUGUAA
Molecule: messenger RNA, 351 nt
Organism: Schistocerca serialis cubense
Lineage: Eukaryota; Metazoa; Arthropoda; Insecta; Orthoptera; Acrididae
Product: cuticle protein 18.7-like
Exons: 3
Coding region: 55-351 (98 amino acids)
Source: RefSeq, a predicted model, not a curated record